UUUGGGUUGGCAAUCAUAUAAAAAGGCUUGGCGCGAUCAGAUGGAGUUAUCAGUCAACGUUCGUUCUCGACCAGACAGAAAUCAGCCAAAAUGUUCAAGUUUGUGAUGAUCUGCGCAGUUUUGGGUCUGGCGGUGGCCAACCCCCCAGCACCCCAUUCCGUGGGACGCUCCGAGGAUGUCCACGCCGACGUCCUUUCCCGCUCCGAUGAUGUCCGCGCCGAUGGAUUCGACUCCAGUCUGCACACCUCCAACGGAAUCGAACAGUCCGCCAGCGGAGACGUCCAUGGCAACAUCCACGGCAACUUCGCCUGGAUCUCCCCCGAGGGCGAGCACGUGGAGAUCAAGUACGUGGCCGAUGAGCACGGCUACCAGCCGUCGGGCGCCUGGAUCCCCACCCCGCCCCCAGUCCCGGAGGCCAUCGCCCGCGCCGUCGCCUGGCUAGAGUCGCACCCCCGGCACCCGAGUACCACCACUAGAAGCCCUCUCUGAAAGCGGAUCGCACCAAGGACUGUUCCCUGCAUACCCUCGACCUACUAGUUUAAGCACUCUAAAUGUUUUUCGAAAUACAUGCAAUUGUUAACGGCAGAAACCA
Molecule: messenger RNA, 592 nt
Organism: Drosophila elegans
Lineage: Eukaryota; Metazoa; Arthropoda; Insecta; Diptera; Drosophilidae
Product: larval cuticle protein 1
Exons: 2
Coding region: 91-489 (132 amino acids)
Cellular component (GO): chitin-based extracellular matrix
Molecular function (GO): structural constituent of chitin-based larval cuticle
Source: RefSeq, a predicted model, not a curated record